AGAUCUUACUGACAUUCAAAUAUAGGCACAAAACUGUGAUAAAUAUGCCUCCGGUGUGUAAAAUAUGUGUCAAAUACAGGCACCUCUUUAAAAAAAAAAAAAUUCUAUUGCCUCACAGGGGAGGGGCAGGAGACCCUACAAUAAUCAGUAGCAACAAUUUUUACUACACAAAGAAGUUAUUUUCCUAGUAGUUAUUCUUUAUAAUCUCCAUUCAGUGUUAGUUUCAGCAGCGAUUUCUUAAUUUCAUACCUUUAAACCACCUCACUCUUUAAAUACCAUUUUCCUUUUGUCAUUACUAAAAUGAUAAAUUAGAACCAUUAGAUAGAAGACAAUCGUGUAAAUUUGUAUUUAAAGAUUCUUUCUUAGGAAGUUGUUCUUGAACCUGGACUAUUUUAACACUCAAAUAACAUGCAUUGCUUGAAGUUUUCUUUCUUCGAAAGGAUACUUUCCAUUAUAAUUUUUAAAAAGGCAGUAUUAAUUUAUGAGUGGUGCAGAAAAUAUCUAACCUUUAGAUGUAACUAUAACAGGGAUGUUUUCUCAAUUAGACUGGUGUAUUUCAGAGAUUUUGUUGUUGCUGUUUAUAAGAUGCACCAGCAACGGCUAUCUGUGAUUCCUUUGGUGCUCUUCCAUGGUUAUCAAAAAUAUUGCUUAGUUUAUUUCACUCGUAUUUAAGUAGGUUGUAGGAAUGAUUUUAAUAUCUAAAUUACCUAUAAUAGAAUGACUAUUGAGACCCUUCUUGAUUUCUAAGGAAAAUAAAACUUCUUGAAGCCUUUUCUUUUUCCCUCAUGAGAUCUGCCUGAAAAUUCUGAGUUGCUUGGACUCUGGACUGUUGUGAUCCAUGCUGCCUAAUAAGUAGGCCUCAUCUCUGUCCCUGCAAAUUGCUUUUUUCAGAUAACUGUCAUUGUGUGGCAUUGGGAUGAUCUGAAAUGGGAGGAAAUAUUUUAUGUGCAAGGGAUCGGCAAUGCUUUUGUUUCUUGUGCCUUCAUUUUGUUCUGAGUCAAUAUAGAAUUCACGAAAUGUCUAGGUAUACACAAAUUCGUGACUUUUGGAUAGCUGGAAGUUAUAGCUAUAGAUUGUGAAAUAUGCCUCAAUUUAACUUAGCAAGAGGAGUUUUCAUUUCUGCAUGGUUUCAUCUUUGUGGGAAGUUGUGGUACAAUGCCCAUUGCUGUUCAGUCAAUUCCAACUCUUAGUGACUGUGUAAGACAGAGUGGAACUGCCCCAUAGGGUUUCCAAGGCAGUAAUCUUUACAAGAGUAGAUUGCCAAGUCUUUUUUCCCUCAAAGCAGCUGGUGGGUUCAAACCACCAACCUUUGGGUUAGCAGCUGAGUGCUUAACCACUGUGCUACUAGGACUCCUUUGCGGCACAAUACAUGGAAUAAAUAGGAACAUGACAGUAUACAAUUAGCUGACAUAGUGAGAAGAAAGAAGAGAAAACACAAAUGAAUAUAGACAAAUCCUAUCUGAAGAAAGAUUGUUAAAGAUAAAAAGGCUCUAUAAAUGUUUUGGAAAUGUUCAGUUGGCCUGAAAUGUUGUCAAACAUACACAGAUGCUGGUAACAGGAAUACCCUUCCAGAAUCAGAGAGGGACAUAUUUUUAAAUACCUAAGAGAACAGUGAAUGAUAUAUUAUCUAAUAUCACAUGGAAGAAUAUGUUUUGUUUAAAUGGAAACUGGUUUUCUUUUAAAAGUAAUAUUUCUGGUUAAAUAAAUUACUGUAUAUCAUAUAAGGACUACUACACAGCUAUAAGAAAUAAAUGAAAAGCUUUAUGUACUGAAGUGAGAUAGUCUUCAAGAUAUAAAGAGUGAGAAAAGCAAGGUGCAUAACAUGGUGUAUAGUAUACUUCCGUUUGUGCAAAAAAAGGAGGAAAACAUUCAUAAAGAUGUGAUGGACUAUGGGCAACAUAUUUCUGGAAGGAUACACAGGAAAGGUAACAGUGGUUUCUCCUGUGAGAAACGUGUUGUUGAAAGGAGAGAUGAGAAGGAGAUCUUAUAUAAUAUGCCAUUUGUGCCUUUUUGAAUCUGGAACGAUGUGAAUAUGGUGGUACCUAUUUAAAAAACAAAUAUUCUUUGUAAAUCCAAAAAGAGGAAAAAUAUUUCCUUGUAAUUCACUGGUGCAGUUUCCGGGAAAGCCUCUGGGCGUCGCUGUAGGUCAAAGGAAGAGUAAAUAUCAGAGACGAGUUGGAAACGUCUUAAAGGGUAAUUUCCUGUUCAAACACACCACACGGAGGACAGUACAGGUUCGGAUACAGGAAAACAAAAGCAGGAGAAGUGACCCUACCCUGGAUUCUGCCAUCCACGGGAGGCUUACUCUUUCUCUCGGACCCAAGAGCCGCUUGGCGGCGAAGAAGACAAAGGAUGAGAAGGAGCGCAGGGCGGCGGCAGGUACUGGUGCCUUUCCUAUUGUCUUUGUUCAGCGGGGCUCUCCCGGACCAGAUCCGCUAUUCAAUUCCUGAGGAGCUGGCCAAGAACACGGUGGUGGGGAACCUCGCCAAGGACCUGGAGCUCCGUGUCCGGGACUUGCCGGCCCGAAAGCUGCGAGUUAGCGGAGAGAAGGAAUAUUUUACUGUAAACCCAGAGAGCGGAGACUUACUUGUAAGUGGCAGAAUAGACCGAGAGCAGAUUUGCAGCAAGAAGCCUCUGUGUGUUCUGGAUUUUGAUGCUGUCGCUGAAAACCCACUAAAUAUUUUCCACGUAGCAGUAAUUGUGCAGGAUAUAAAUGACAACACUCCGCUAUUCAAACAGAGUAGUACUGAUUUAAAAAUUAGCGAAUCCACUCAGCCAGGUACAACAUUUCCACUAGACCCAGCUCUGGAUUCAGACGCUGGGCCUAAUUCACUGCAAAGAUACCACCUUAAUGAUAAUGAAUACUUUGAUCUCUCAGAGAAACAGACUCCAGAUGGACGUAAAUACCCUGAGUUAAUUCUGAAACAUUCUCUGGACAGAGAAGAGCAGAAUUUCCAUCAACUGCUCCUCACAGCUGUGGACGGUGGGAACCCACCCCAAAGUGGCACCACCCUGAUCCGAAUUCAAGUCAUUGAUGCCAACGACAACCCCCCGGUGUUCAGCCAGGACUCUUACAGGGUCAGCCUGCGGGAGGACGUGUCCCCGGGCACUUCGGUACUUAGAGUAACAGCUACCGACCGGGAUGAGGGCGUCAACGCUGAAAUCACCUACUCCUUUUAUAAUGUGGACGAACAAGUGGUACACUUUUUCACCUUAGACGAAAGAACAGGAGAAAUCGUGACAAAAGAUUACUUGGAUUUUGAAGUUGCCAAUACUUACACUCUGAGUAUAGAAGCAAAAGAUCCUGGAGAUCUAGCAGCCCAUUGCAGUAUCCAAAUAGACAUUCUUGAUGAGAACGAUUGUGCACCUGAAGUGAUGGUGACUUCAUUAUUUACUCCCCUACCAGAAGAUUCACCUCGAGGAACAGUGAUCGCCUUGAUCAAAACGAGAGACAGAGACUCUGGAGAAAAUGGAGAAGUUUACUGCCGCGUCUUUGGAAAUGGCGAGUUUAUAUUGAAAUCAUCCUCGAGGAACUAUUACAAAUUAGUGACAGAUGGCGCCCUGGACCGCGAGCAGAUCCCAGAGUACAACAUCACCAUCACUGCCACGGACAGGGGCAAGCCACCCCUCUCCUCCAGUACAAGCAUCACCCUGCACAUCGCGGAUAUAAAUGACAAUGCUCCGGUUUUCCAACAGUCCGCCUACGUGGCCCACAUGGCUGAGAACAACCCGCCUGGCGCCUCCAUCGCGCAGGUCAGCGCCUCCGACCCGGACUUGGGGCCCAGUGGCCAAGUGUUCUACUCCAUCGUGGCCAGCGACCUGGAACCGCGAGCGCUGUCGUCCUACGUGUCUGUGAACGCACAGAGUGGGGUGCUGUUCGCGCAGCGGGCCUUCGACCACGAGCAGCUGCGCGCCUUCGAGCUGACGCUGCAGGCGCGUGACCAGGGCUCGCCUGCGCUCAGCGCCAACGUGAGCCUGCGCGUGCUGGUGGACGACCGCAAUGACAAUGCGCCCAGGGUGCUGUACCCAACGCUGGGGCCCGAUGGCUCAGCGCUCUUCGACACCGUGCCUCGCGCUGCGCAGCCAGGCUACCUUGUCACCAAGGUGGUGGCCGUGGACGCAGACUCCGGACACAACGCCUGGCUGUCUUACCACGUGCUGCAAGCCAGCGAGCCGGGCCUCUUCAGCCUGGGGCUGCGCACGGGCGAGGUGCGUACUGCACGAGUCUUGGGCGACAGAGACGCGUCCCGCCAGCGCCUGCUGGUCUCUGUGCGAGACGGAGGGCAGCCGCCUCUCUCAGCCACUGCCACGCUGCUCCUGGUCUUCGCAGACAGUCUGCAGGAGGCGCUACCAGACCUCAGCGACCGCCCGGCGCAGUCCGACCCACAAGCGGAGCUGCAGUUUUAUCUGGUGGUGGCCUUGGCCUUGAUCUCCGUGCUCUUCCUCCUCGCGGUGACUCUGGCCAUUGCCCUGCGUCUGAGACACUCCUCCAGCCCCGCCGCCUGGGGCUGCUUUCAGCCUGGUCUUUGCUCCAAGUCUGGACCUGGGAUUCCCCCAAACUACAGUGAGGGAACAUUGCCCCAUUCCUACAAUGUGUGUAUUGCCUCGCAAUCGGCUAAGGCAGAAUUUAAUUUUCUCAACGUGACUCAGGAAACGGCUCCCAGUCGGGAUCUCCUCUGCGAUGAUGCCUCUUGGGUUCCUAGUGCAAAUCCUGGAGACACUGGAAUCCCAUUUAACUCAGAUACUAUUUUAAAGGUGAGUUUUACUUAUUUCCACCUUAUGUUUUUUUUUUUUUUAAUGUUUUAAUGUUUCUUAAAUCACCUAACAGGUAGAGGUUUCCAGGUCAUAUUUUGUUAUCUUGUGGGUCAGAUUUGGACAGUUUUCUGCCCUAACUAUCUUAAUCUCGUCUAACCAACUUUUAGAUGUGGUUUAUCUAUCUGAGGUGUCGGAUUUGUUUGUCCAUAAUUACAGGCAUUUAUCACGUGAGAUAAUUCUUUUUCUUCCUCAUCUUUACAUUACAUUCUUUUCCUCCGAAGAUUUAUUACUAUUGGGACCUUGAGUAAUUGCUUUUACCUUUAGGGUCUUUAUUACUCAAAUUUUAGUUUUUCUUCCUCUUAGAAUCAUAGUACUUCAGACUGUGAUGACUCCUCAUAUUACUAGUUUGGGGAAACGGGGAGCCAAAGGAAGAGUUUUAUCCAAAUUGUCAACCACAGGGCAUGGGUAGAACUUGUUUCCGCCGACGUGAAGACCAGUAGGCUAUGUAUCUUUACAAUCAAAGUGUCUAUGUACAAUGUAAGUAUAAAAAGGAUAGGGAAAGCUUGAGGUCUGAGGAGUCUGCUAUGAAGGUCACAUUUAAUCAAUGUUCAAAAUAACUUUCUCAUGCAUAUUAAUGAAUUGCUCUUGAAAAAUAUUGUUUAAUUGAGAAAAUUUUGCAACAUAUACUGACAUUUUAUACCAAAUAGUACUGAAAGCUUUAUCUCUUUUGGAAGCCUCCAAUUAUAGAUAUAGAAUAUCUUCCCUUUCCUUAUUUUCUUCUGAAAGUGUCAUUAAGUAAAAAUUGCUUCUGUCACUUGAUAGACUCUCUGAAAUAUUCAUUUUUUUAUCAUAGGGUUUUUCUUUUUCUACUACCAUAUUGAGGUGAUAAGAUUAAAUAUCUGUCUCAACAUAGAAAGACCACUCACUGCCUGCUUGAUAAUAAGUAUCUGGGCAUGUUUUCCUGCACCUGUGAUGAACUAAAGUCAUUUCCUCCACAGUCACUAUACUGAUUUCCACUAACAGUCUAUUGUAAAAUGCCUAACAGUGUUUGAACAGAUAAUAGAAGAUAGAAAUGAUGCAUAGAAAAGCCAACUGAAACUCUCAGUCUGAUGUAGUGCAGCUCAUUUUUUUAUUGUGCAAUCUGGAAACUUUCUCAAAGACCUCACAAGUAACAAAAUGGCCUCUUUAUUCUUUCUGCAUAUGAAAGCUAAUACAACAUUUAUAUGAGCCAGUAGGUCCUCUGCAAAUGUGCAUUGAGAGCUGCGUU
Molecule: messenger RNA, 6022 nt
Organism: Loxodonta africana (African savanna elephant)
Lineage: Eukaryota; Metazoa; Chordata; Mammalia; Proboscidea; Elephantidae
Product: protocadherin gamma-B2-like
Exons: 1
Coding region: 2353-4806 (817 amino acids)
Biological process (GO): homophilic cell-cell adhesion
Cellular component (GO): plasma membrane
Molecular function (GO): calcium ion binding
Source: RefSeq, a predicted model, not a curated record